Messenger RNA from Anguilla rostrata (American eel), 4127 nucleotides. Its product is annotated as insulin-induced gene 2 protein. Gene Ontology annotation, cellular component: endoplasmic reticulum; SREBP-SCAP-Insig complex. The transcript has 6 exons. Bases 267 to 941 code for a protein of 224 amino acids. NCBI's taxonomy places the organism in Eukaryota, Metazoa, Chordata, Actinopteri, Anguilliformes, Anguillidae. The record is from RefSeq and is a predicted model, not a curated record. Gene Ontology annotation, biological process: cellular response to insulin stimulus; cholesterol biosynthetic process; SREBP-SCAP complex retention in endoplasmic reticulum.
GAAUGAUGUGGUCGCCGAGAGCAAGAUUGUAGCUACCGGAUAGCGACGUUAGCUUGCUGGCUAGUUGUUCAUAAAUAUACCUUCGCGUAACCUCCCAUUAUUUUCGGCGAGGUGUUCUUUUAAUAACAUGCCAUGUGUAACAUGGCUGAGGAACGCGAGUUUUAACAAUUUGAAAAGAGGCCAAAGGUGAGGUCCGGUCCACGGCAAGAACGCUGGCGGCUGGGCGCUUUUUUUAUGCCUGACACCGCCGUCGCUUUCGGACAGCCAUGGCGGAGGUGAACGGCCAGCCCGGUUCGCCCCCCCGCGGGCCGUACCUGGCGGUCAUCACCAGCCGCGCCGCGAACGUGGCGAUCCGCGGGACCAUGCUGUUCUCCGUGGGCGUCUUCCUGGCCCUGGUGCUGAACCUGCUGCAGGUGCAGCGGAACGUCACCCUCUUCCCGCCCGACGUCAUCGCCAGCAUCUUCUCGUCCGCCUGGUGGGUCCCGCCCUGCUGUGGCACCGCCUCGGCUGCGAUUGGCCUGCUGUACCCCUGCAUUGACAGCUGCCUGGGGGAGCCCCACAAGUUCAAGCGCGAGUGGUCCAGCGUCAUGCGCUGCGUGGCCGUCUUCGUGGGCAUCAACCACGCCAGCGCCAAGGUGGACUUUGCGAAUAACGUGCAGCUGUCCCUGACCCUGGCCGCCCUGUCCAUCGGCCUGUGGUGGACCUUCGACCGCUCCCGGAGCGGGUUCGGGCUGGGCGUCGGCAUCGCCUUCCUGGCCACCCUCGCCACCCAGCUCCUGGUGUAUCACGGGGUCUUUCAGUAUACGUCUCCAGAUUUUCUCUACAUACGUUCCUGGCUGCCCUGCAUCUUCUUUGCGGGUGUAAUAACGAUGGGAAACAUAGGACGUCAGCUGGCUUUGUACGAAUGCAAAGUCGUUCAAGAAAAGCCUCAUCAAGACUGAGAAAGCAGGAGCUGUUCACAUUCUGUUGCAUUUUAAAUGGGUAAAAUGCCAAAUUUCCUGUGUGUGGGUGUGUAUAUAUACAUACACACAUGCUACACAUACUCUCCACAGAAUAGUGUAAUUGCAGUUACUGCAGUUUAGUUUAAGUUUGGUAACCAGUGCAGUCUGUGAUUGCAUCUUUACCAUUUAAAAAAUGGCUUAAGCCUAGAACUCAAUUUUAGAUUUUUUUUAAGCAAGUAUGAAAAGAUCCACCUGUCUCAUGGUAUCUGUUUUCUAUGUCAAGGCGCACAAUUUUUUGAGAUUGGGGAGUAGCAUCUGUCACCAUGCAGCUAUAAUCCUGAGUAUUAACAAACGAGCUUGCAAAUUUCUUUUUGGUCGAGUUUUUAAAAACGUGAAGUACUAACUAAAUUCUGUGGCAUUCAAUGUCAUGGGCCACUUAGGAUACCGGGAUAUUAUUCUGAAUGAAUCCUGAUUGCAAUAGUUGUCAUGGGAGCUCUCUUUCGAGUGGUUUAAAUCAGGGGUGGGCAAGCGCGGGCCGUAUCCUAACAUUCAUGGUAUCUGACAAUUUUAGCUACAUUUCUUCUUGACCAUAAAUGGCAGAAGACUUGUUCUUGUGUCCCCAUAUGAAACAUUUUACUGCGGUCUAAUCUAUGACAUGACCAGUGUUGGUGUAUCCAGCCAGUUAGCCCAUUUAGCCCAUGAGUAACUGGUGGAAACUAAAACCUGCAUACAUACCAGCCCCUCCAGGACCGGAAUAGCCCACCCCUGGGUUAAAUUAAUACUUUUAUUGGCAUUUAGCAGACGCUCUUAUUCAGAGCCACUUACACAACUUGUUACACAGCAUUUACAUUGCAUCCAUUUGCACAGCUGGCCAUGCAGUGCGGGUUAAGUACCUUGCUCAAGGGUACAACGGCGGGGGUCGAACCUGUGACCUUCAGGUUAGGUUCCAUACCCAUCAUACUACACUGCCGCCCACCAUUACCCCAGUGCUCGUACUGCCUUCAUGACCAUCACUUGUAAUUACUGUGUCUUUCUUCCAUAGCUCGCUCCUCACUUAUACACCUAGUCCUUCAAGAACGGCUCUCUAGGUAACAGAAACUGUAAGAGUUGAGUGGUCUUUUUUUUUUUUUUUUACAUCGGAUAUUCAUCAGUUAUCUUUGUUUGCUUAGUUUAUGAAACCUGAUACUUGGUGCAGUUCUGGUUUAAGGAAGAAAAAGACAAAAAUGGAGACAUGGCCGCUGGGUAUUUGAAAGAACUUGCUGUAGCUCAUAAGCACCUAAGAUUUGCGGCAUUUGCAGUUUAUAGAAUUGUACACAUGCCAAGCAAGCAGUCAGUUUCUCUCUCAUAGGUGUGAAACUGGGGCUCAAAUCAAGUGUUCUAAGGCCCUGUUCAGACCUGGCAUUAAAAUGCAUCUUGGGUGAUCCGAUCGUAAGUGGACAGCUCUAACUACAGGUGUGAAUGCACCCAAGACACAUUGAGGACGCGUUGAGAUCCGAUCACCCAGUCUGUUUUUGUUUUGAUUUUGCCCGCGCGCCAAGGUCUUUGCAAACUUCUUCUUCUUUUAAUUUCCGGCAGACCAGGCUCAGGUAGUGCAUUGCUGCCUCUCGCCGGUUAAAAACAACAACGCAUUUGGUCUUUGCAAACGGAAAUGAUGUACGUGCUUAUUUGCAUAUUGAGCGGGGAAGUGAGAUCUGAUCACGAGUGGUCACUCGAGACGCAUGUGGAGACGCAUUCUGAUGCUAGGUGUGAACUGGCAUCCGUCUAGACUGAAUCUAGACACAAUCUGGAUAUAUCUGGAUACAAAGUACGGGUCUGAACAGAGCCUAAGCCUCAGUUUCUCAUAGACUAAUUUCUCAGGACAAGGAUUUCUUUUUGGCUACAUUGUGCCAAACCGACUUUACCACAGAUUAAUGCUUUCCCCCCCACCCCUUCAGAUUUGGCUUGGGUUAUGUAAAUGAGUGUUCUCAGUUUGUAGGAUAUAUUUAUUGCUUGCGUCAUCAAGACUACAUGGGGAAUAUAGGAUUUUGAGUACAGUAUAUACAUUUGGAGUUGGCCUAAAAAAUAAAAAAAGUAAAAUGGCUUGAUCUUAGUGUUAUACUAUUGGGGUACACGCCUUGGUCUGAAAGGGCCAGAAAUAUUUCAUAUUGUUGAUCCAUCUGAGCUUCAUGGUACAUUUUGAUAGAUUAAGAGUUGUCCAGGGUCCAGGUCACCUUUGGUCGUUGAGCCUAACGAUUAGUACCAUUAUGUAAUUGGUUCAGAUGGAGUGGAAACCAUAAACCUGUCUGGUUAACCAGACCUAUCAUUACCCUUGUUCCAAGACAUGGUGUUCAGCUGGCACAGUCACAAGAGUGUGUGUGGAUCUUCUUAUUGAUGUGUGUGGGGUGUAUAUGAUUUACAGGGCAUGAUUCAUUAAGGAUUUUUCAGUCUGGGUUGUAUUAAUUGCUUGACGUAAGAUAUGAGAGGACCUACUGCCAGUCUUUCUGUGGGUAUGAAAUGGGCACCAACAGUGUUAAAGCAAUACUUUCCCCCAAGAAUCUCUCGUUCCAGCACUGGUACACAUCCCAUUAUUACAUUUACUGCCACUGUUCAACUGGCAGUUACAAUUAGGGGCCUCACAAGUUAACUGGAAGUAGGCAUCCUUAUCUCAAUCUGAGGGAUGGUGUAAAAAAGAAAGGAGAGCUUUGUGUAUGACAGGGGAAAUGCGGUUUCAUAUCAAAGCUGAAGGGAAAUUGUAUUUGAAUUUAUUUUUGAUUUUAAACAUAAAUGGUCCCCAUAAAAGGGACCAGUUAGGAAAAUGAAAUAUAGGAAGCAAUGUUUUUUUUUCUUCCCUUUAAUCAAUCGGAAAAGGGUUUUGUUUAUGUUAAAUAUUUGGCCACUUACAAAUAGGAGGUUGUUUUUUUUUUUUUGUUUUUUUUUUUAUUCUCAGUAAAAUGUAAGCGAAAGUGGCAGUGGACAGGACAUGUGAAAGCUUAUGACAUUUGACCUUCUGUGGUCAACUGUGGAGAGGAGGCAGAGAAAACUACAGGCUCACACAUUGUUAGUUCCUGUAGCUCUUUGCAGAGUCACAACUUUAUCUGGUAAAAUCCUCUGAACGGAAUGUUUUGUUUUUUUUAAAUGUUCAAUACUUAUCGUCUGGAAACGAAAAUUUAUGCAAUAAAUUUUAAAAAAUGCCUUGACGAAAGAAAA